Molecule: messenger RNA, 647 nt
Organism: Centruroides sculpturatus (bark scorpion)
Lineage: Eukaryota; Metazoa; Arthropoda; Arachnida; Scorpiones; Buthidae
Exons: 5
Coding region: 23-553 (176 amino acids)
Molecular function (GO): protein binding
Source: RefSeq, a predicted model, not a curated record
UUAGAUUUUCUAUAAUUUCUUUAUGUUUGUGAUUACAGUUGUGAAAUUAGCAGAAAGGUAUCAUAAAGAAGAAGGUUUUGUAAUACCAAAGAAUAUGGUUUGGAUGCACUAUUUUCUUAAAGAAAAUUACAAUAAAGCAGAAGAAAUUUUACAGUCAUGUCCUGAGAUGAUGGAAAAACUACUUUUUUCUAACAUAUUGGAUAAGGUUAGAGAUAAUGAAGACGAAACUAUGGGAAGGAAACUUGUUGAAGUAGUUAAAUCAACAGCAACUUCCCAAAUGACUAAAGGAGCUGCUUUUAGUGGCUUGAUGAAUGCAUUCAUUCAAGGUAAACAGUUUGACAAAGCCAUUGAAGUUCUCAAAGAAGGUCAAGAAUUGGGUUUGGAACUGACAAAUUUCUUCUACAGUACACUUUACAAUCUUUAUACUGGUCUCCGUUCAAUAGAUAAAACGGUUCCAUUUGAACUUCCUCCUAAGCCUCAGAGAAGAGGACGAAAAGAAGCAUCCAUUCCAACAGAAGAGGAAGCAGAAGGAGCCAGAGAAUAUGUGAAUUGAGAUAAAGAAGAUUAAUUUCAAUAUUUAAAUAUCAAUAGCUAAAUUGCAUUUAGAUUUGUACAGUUCUUGUUUCAAUAAAAACUCAUGUCUCUUU